Rhincodon typus (whale shark) is the source of this 3461-nucleotide messenger RNA. It is a transcript of the gene zc3h3, whose product is annotated as zinc finger CCCH-type containing 3. Gene Ontology annotation, cellular component: nucleus. The transcript is spliced from 8 exons. The record is from RefSeq and is a predicted model, not a curated record. Lineage: Eukaryota; Metazoa; Chordata; Chondrichthyes; Orectolobiformes; Rhincodontidae. Gene Ontology annotation, molecular function: metal ion binding. The coding region runs from base 1 to 879 and encodes 292 amino acids.
AUGGGGAAGACAGAAGUCAGGUUGGAAGGUGAUUUCGAUAGCAGUGGUAUCUAUGUGCCCAGCAGUCUGACCAAGGCAGUCGCUCAUCGGCACAUUGCAAGUCGUGCUGUGCAGCGUAGCCUGGCUAUAAUCAGACUGGCCAAGCAGAAGAAAUCUAAGAAGAAAGAGUACUGCAUGUACUACAACAGAUUUGGAAAGUGUAACCGAGGGGACGAUUGUCCCUAUAUACAUGACCCUGAAAAGGUUGCAGUCUGUACAAGAUUCCUACGUGGAACGUGCAAAAAAACUGACGGAACAUGUCCUUUUUCGCACAAAGUUUCAAAAGAUAAGAUGCCAGUUUGCUCUUAUUACCUCCGAGGGAUCUGCAAUAAUAACAACUGCCCUUACAGCCACGUGUAUGUGUCUAGGAAGGCUGAAGUUUGCCGUGAUUUCCUGAAAGGAUACUGCCCAUUGGGAGCAAAGUGCAAGAAGAAGCACACACUUGUUUGUCCUGAAUUUUCCAAGACUGGGAGCUGUGCACAGGGUUCCAAGUGCAAGCUGCAACACCUACAGCGGAAAAGUAACAAGCGAAAACACGCUUCUGAUACAAGUCAGGAUGGAGUGGAAGAGGAGGGCGCAGCUUUAAAGCAAGUUAAACUCAUGGAUGACAACGAAAGAGAAAUGGAGAAGACUGUGAAGCAAGUAUCCUCAGAGACAGAAGCUAACCUUUCUAUCGUCACUGAAGAAUUGAAGAACAAUAGCAGUAACCAGUGUUGGUUGCCAGCAUUCAUUGCUCUUCAUUCAUCCACAUCCUGUGAAGAGAAAGCAGAUUCUGAAGUAGAAGUAGUAAGAGCAGGUGAAACACAAGGGAAACCAAUUCAGAUCAAACCCAGAUUUUGAUUGAUUUCUGCUGACGUUCCAUCACAAAACCAUAUCAACAUUAACCAAGUAGCAGAAAGAAGCCUUGCUUGGGAUGGUUUAUUCACCUCGAGUUAAACUGUUUGGACAGCGAGCAGAAGAGACAUUUCCGACUGCUGUUUUGCACAAUCAUUUUCUGUGGUGCUUUCUUCUCCCUCUGAUGUAAGAACCCAGAUUAUGGCCUUACAAGAAAACCUCCGGGGACAUUGCAAUUACAAAUCUAGCAGUGUUUACUAUUCAUCUACACGUACCAUUUGAGGGAAAUAAUUCAUUUAAGCAAUGAUUCUGAUAUGAAUCUUAGUUGCUUAGUUUCUGAGCCUCAAGGAUGUAUUUUGUUUUUCUGUCCCAGAACAGUGGAGCAACAUUUAAAAAUGGUGGUUUUUAUAUUGUUGUAGAUUCUGAAUUUGUUAAAACAAAAGCUCAGCUGCCUCCAGUUUUAUUAAAUAUUAUAAAGUUUUGAUUCUUGUUAUUAUGUGUGUAAUGUCUUGGUGUGCAUUAUUCAGAACUUUACCUUGCUUGAUGGGUAGUGUAAUGGGAACUCUACUCCAUACUCCAAGAACACCUGACUUGGGAAUUCUUGAUUCUUAGAGCUAAUAGAAAAGUGAAAACUGUUCCAUUGUCCAUAGCAGAAUCCUUAUUCCUAAACACUAAAUUUGACAAAAAAAAGUAAACCCAACCCAAGACAUUUCUAAAUAAAAACCAAAAGAACUGCGGGUGCUGUAAAUGAGGAACAAAAACAGAAGUUUCUGGGAAAGGUCAGAAGGUCUGGCAAAAAGAAGACAAAAUCAGAGUUAACGUUUCGGUCCAGUGACCUGUUCUGAAGAAGGGUCACCGGACCUGAAACAUUAACUCUGAUAUUUUCUUCACAGAUUCAGCCAGACCUGCUGAUCCUUUCCAGCAGCUUCUGUUUUUGUUCCAAGACAUUUCUAAUGCCUUUGAGAUUUGUUUGCAUCUGCAAACUACCCUUCCUGAAGCUAUUUAAAUGCAUUAUUGAAUCUACUUUUGGAAUUUUUAAUUACACUGAAUCUGAUAAUUGAUGAAGGGUGUAUUUAGUUGUAUAUGUAGUCAUGUCUACAAAGCUUAUGAACAAUUUUGAUCUUUUAAUAUAGCAAGAAUCUGUUGUCAGUCUAUAUUUUAAAAUUCAGAUAUACUAGGUUAAGUGCUGCUGUCUUACCCAAGAUAUUACAAUGGGCAACAUUUCAAAAUAUUGAUGCUCAAUGCAUGGAAUAGGAUUCUAGUUUGCAUCCCACUCAGCUGCAGUUUUUACCAGUGGAGCUUGUGACAUGGCAGAGCAGAAGAGAUUGGAAGAUCUGCAGAAUUGUGAAACUGGGCAAUUCCUGGCACCUUCUGGCAGAUGUGCAGGCCAAUAUUUGCCAAGUGGGUGCAGGCACCACUUACCAUCUUUGCUGUCAUGUGCAAGACCAGGUCAACGAAGAACGAAAAAAAGGCAGUUUACAUAGAACAAUACAUCAAGGAUUUAAAAGGUUUUUAUAGAUGGGCGUCAUUCACAUUAGCUUGGUUUGUGCGUAUUGUGAUUGAAAAUCUCAUUUUAUUUAUUAAGAGAAACAAAUUACAAUUAAUAUAUUUUAGCUUACACACUAAGAAAUCAACACUGAAGAUUUUGAUAUUAAACUUCAGUACCUCUAUGUUGAUUGUGCCUAUACUAUUUUUUAAAAAAAUGCACACUCUUUACAUGAUAGACUCCAUCUACAAGUUCACUGAUGACACCACUGUUGUAGGCUGGAUAUCAAACAAUGAUGAGACAGAAUACAGGAGAGAUAAAAUGCUUGAUGACAUGGUGCAAAGAUAACAAUCUCUCCCUCAGUGUCAGCAAAACUAAAGAGCUGACCAUCAACUUCAGAAUCAAGGACGAGUACACGCCGCUAUCUACAUUGAUGGAGCUAAGGUGGAGAUGGUUGAGAGCGUCAAGUUCCUAGGAGUGAUGAUCACGAACUAUCUGUCCUGGACCACCAACGUUGAUGUGAUGGUCAAGAAGGCAAAACAACCCCUCUUCUUCCUCAGGAAGCUGAAGAAAUUCAGCAUGUCCAUAAGGACCCUCACCAACUUUAACAGAUGCACCAUAGAAAGCAUACUGUCUGGAUGCAUCACGACUUGGUAUGACAACCGCUCUCCCCUAAGAAACUACAGAAAGUUGUGUACAGCCCAGUCCAUCACGCAAGCCAGCGUUCCAUCCAUUGACUCCGUCUACACUUCUCGUUGCCGUAGAAAGGCAACUAACAUAGUCAAAAAUCCCUCCCAUCCUGGUUAUAAUCUCUUCCCACCUCUUCCGUCAGGCAGAAGAUACAACGACCUAAACACACAUAUCAACAGGUUCAAGAACAGCUUCUUCCUAGCUGUUAGACUCUCAAAUUUCAAAUCUAAUAUAGAUCUUCCUGUUUGUGCACCUUCUCUGCAGCCAUAACUUUGUAUUCCUCGCUCUGUUCAAUCACUUUGAUCUCUGUAAGAUAUGAUCUGCCUGUACUGCAUGAAAAACAAAACCUUUCACUGUACCUAGGUACAUGUGACAAUAAUAAAUCAAAUAAAGUGUUGGUUGGUGAACAAAG